AUGCUGUCUCUUGCGCUCGUACUGGCAGGAUCGGCCUCGGCUUUGACGUUGCCGACGUUCCUCCAAAGCCAGGGUCAAGCUCAAUCACCAAUCCGACCUCUUGAUCAUUCGCAAAACUACAAGUUUGAUCCUCUGUUGCAUCUCCCUGGUAUCUCGCCAUACUUUGACGCAGUCGGCUUUGGUCUUGAGCACCAACCUCCCGUCGGCUGCAAUGUCACCGCCGCAUCAUACAUCAUCCGCCACGGCGCUAUCUACUCUAACGACGCCGAAUACGAAGAAUACAUCAAGCCUUUCCUCUGGAAGCUAGAGCAACAUCGUCAAGGAUGGACAGGUCCACUAGCUUUCAUGGAGAAGUGGCAGUCCCCAAUCUUGGAAGACAGAUUGGAGGAACUGACGCCCUCUGGCGCUGUAGACGCGGAGCUGGUAGGCAAGCAUCUGUUGCAACGAUACCAUCACAUUAUCCCCGAUACGACGAGGAUAUUGGCGGACAAGAAGAGCAGGACGUUUGACACGGCCGAGAACCUCAUCAAAGCGUUCCCGCAGAAGGACGACAUUGAGAUUGUCAGGAUAACUGAGAACACAAAUGGAAGCAUGGAGAGCUUGAUCCCGCACAAAUCGUGCAAGAACUUCUCCAAGAAGCCGGGCGAGAAGCAGCAGAAGAAGGUCAUCGACCUCUAUGGUGCCAGCGUCGCGCAUCGCCUCUCACCUUACAUGCCGUUCAAGCUUGAGCCCAAGGAUGUCGUCGGCUUCCAAAUGCUGUGUGGCUACGAAUCUGCCAUCAAGGGCAAUCGUAGCCCCAUCUGCGAGCAGUUCACAGAUUCGGAGUGGAUGGCGUACGAAUACGCAUGGGACCUGAAGUAUGCCUACAUGGUCGGCCCUCUCAAUCCUCUAUCACCUUAUCUUGGUUUCCCAUGGCUUCAAGCCCAAUCCGAACUCUUCGCGCACAUCGAAGAGCACGACACACCCGGCGAUGGCUGGCCCGAUCAGCAGCGUUUCUUCCUCGGUUUCACCCAUCGUGAAGUCCCGCCAUUCAUCGCCACCGCUCUCGGUCUAUUCAACAGCUCCUCCGACGCUGCAGAGCAGUUCCCCACCGACCACAUCAACUGGACGCGCGCCUGGAGGAUGAGCGACCUGAUUCCCUUCCUUGGCCACGUCGGCAUGGAAAAGAUGACUUGCGAGCGUGGCGGCGUUCACGGCGAUGAACCAGGUACUUAUGUACGGUUCAUUGCUAACUCUGCACCGAGGCCAAUCCCAGAUUGCCAGGGUGGACCUGGUGCGAGUUGCGAGUUUGGAGAGUUUAGAAAGUUCAUUGGGAAGGGGGCGAAGUCGCACGCGGACUUCCACAGCGUUUGUGACAAGAAGGAGUGCAAAGAUGCCAAUUGCGUCAAGGAAGAGGAGGCGUAG
Alternaria atra is the source of this 1404-nucleotide messenger RNA. RefSeq lists its product as uncharacterized. The record is from RefSeq and is a predicted model, not a curated record. The coding region runs from base 1 to 1404 and encodes 467 amino acids. Gene Ontology annotation, molecular function: acid phosphatase activity. NCBI's taxonomy places the organism in Eukaryota, Fungi, Ascomycota, Dothideomycetes, Pleosporales, Pleosporaceae. Gene Ontology annotation, cellular component: fungal-type cell wall. The transcript has 2 exons.